Saccharomyces paradoxus is the source of this 2691-nucleotide messenger RNA. RefSeq names its product Gpb1p (gene GPB1). NCBI's taxonomy places the organism in Eukaryota, Fungi, Ascomycota, Saccharomycetes, Saccharomycetales, Saccharomycetaceae. The transcript has a single exon. Gene Ontology annotation, molecular function: protein binding. The record is from RefSeq and is a predicted model, not a curated record. Gene Ontology annotation, cellular component: cell cortex of cell tip. The coding region runs from base 1 to 2691 and encodes 896 amino acids.
AUGCCUCUAGCAAACACGUUCGGAACGCACAAUCUAGAAGCUCAUCCCUUGCACAUCCAGCCAGCGGUCCAUAUUAAACUUAGUAAGGAGGAAAGGUCUCACUAUAAGGAGCAGCAUCGUUCAUUAAAGUAUAUUUCAAAUUAUGUUUCUGUUUUCGACCAAGCGAUAAGUGAUAAUAUUGACUCUAGGAUUAGGAAAGAGAAUGAAGCCUUACUGAAAAAAUAUUACGAAUCAAGAAAACCUUUCACUUUUACUAGUUUUAGGCAAGGAAGCGUAAUCAGUUCUUCUGAUUCUUCUACAGGUUUCACCGAGAGAACAAAAACCUAUUGUUUUUUGAACGAUUUCGUCAGUAAUUGUGUGAACGAGGUGGACCCAUAUACACUAAAGAUGACAGUGAGGAAUAGACAUACUGCGCUGAAUAUGGAUAACCUCGAUGAUGAACGUAAGAGCAAAGAUGACAUAUGUGAUUUUGAAGACAAUACUGACGAGGAGUGUAAUGGCAGGUCCGGUGGUGCUUUCCAUUAUUCAUCAGAAAGACUAGAAAUUCUUCGCUCACAUUCGACAAGAUCGUAUUUUAAAUAUUAUAAGAAGCUUUUGACGGUAGACCUAAGAGACAGUGAUGUUCUGAAAAGGCAUAACUUAUGGAUGCCAAUGAUUACCAGAAGAUUUAGGUUUCUAUUAGUAUCGAGUGCAAAACCGGAAGAUGUAAGGUCGACAACGCCAGUACCAACAUUUUUGCAACCAGAUUUAGACAUUUUUAAGAACAAGACAUGUCCACUCUUCAUCAAUGGUACAGAUUGUGUUCCUAGGAGUUAUGACACCUUUUCGGGUUCUUCUGUCGUCGCUUCAGUUUUUUCAGAAUAUAAACUCCCCUCGCUUUCAUAUCACUGUUCUGUCGAGCUGAACGAUCAAUUAUUCAUUGCCGGGGGUUUGAUGGCAUGCCAUAGAUAUGAUGAAGAAGCGCCUGAUUUAAACGACUUUUACGUGGAUGGCAUAAAAAAUUUACCACCACCACUAAUACCAGAGCUAGUUAAUAACCCGUCCAUGAUCCCUAAUCCUCACUUGUAUUGUUUUUCCUUAACUUCUUCUAGAUUAACAAGACCUGAUAUUUCAGGUUACUUUCCACCCCCACUGGUGUGCACUCAGGGUUGUAAAUUGACGGAAAGACAUAUCUUUUUUUAUGGUGGAUUUGAGAUCAAGUCGGAAACCCAAGUCGAUGAUAAGGGAAGAUAUUUCAUAAGAAAGAGAGCUUUCUUGAACAAUACUGGUUAUAUCCUAGAUACAGUAACGUUCAAUUUCUCAAAAAUUGAAUUAGUGGCCCCUCCGUACCAGUUUGCAAUUUACAAUAACUUCUCGCCAAGAUUCGGUCAUAUGCAAGCAUCAGUAAGUAAUUCUAACAAUAUGUCCAACGAAAAUAUUAUAGCAAAUACGAAAGGAAAAAGGUCGGUUAGCCCAUAUCGUCGAGGUAGUGCGGAUCACAAAAUAGAUGAUUUAGUAGGUUCGCCUGAAAGCAGGGACUGUUUAGAGGUUGAUCCAAUGCCACCAGUAACAAACCCGAGGUCCACAGAUAGCCUCCCUCCCAAACACUGUAAUGCAGCAACGCACACCUGCUGCUCUGUUAAUACCAUUGUGAUCUUUGGAGGUUAUUGUCAGACUGGUGAUGACAAGUAUGAAGCUAUGAAUGACAUGUGGAAGAUAGAUAUCCCCGUAAUUUCUCGUGGGAAACGUAAUUACUAUAAAUUCGCAGAUACUGUCACUGCUACUAAAAUUCCUAUUAUCGAUGACCCAGAAUUAUGGCCAAGCAGGAGAGCAUUUUCAGCGUGCUGUGUACCAGAUUAUUUUACCAAGGAUGUUGAACCCAUAGAAACUAGACUGCUGAGAAAUUUGAAGAAUGAUUUCUCCAUAGAUUUGGAAAUUCGGCCAGGAAAUAAGCCAUCUCAACCACUUUUUCCGAAUAUUCCACAUUCAAGGAAGGAAAAGAAGAGUGGGCGCGAUAGUAUGCAUAUUUCCAGUUCUGGUAAUAGUACUAGUGAAGACACUUCGUCAAAGUCUACCAGGAAUACCACUUCUAGCCCUCCUACAAGCCCUAAACAUACACCACCACUGAAUGCACCAAAAAAGUGUACACCAUUUGGAAGAACUGUUGCGUUCCACGGAGGUUCUGAUGGCUGUAAUGUUAACAGCGAUAUGUGGUGGUUUGACUUCGAUUCCGAAACCUGGACGAAGGUAGACCUGUAUGCCAAAACACAAGAUGAAUCUGACGGCUUGGUACCUAUCAACUUAUGUAUGGUAGGGCACUCAAUGACAACUGUAGGCCAUAAGGCUGUGUUUAUUGGGGGUCUACGGCAAGGUGAUGUUGACCGAAUAUACCGAGAUGAAACACUUCCUGAAGAAAUAAUUUCGGGUGUUCCACUCGGCAGUGGUGUUAUAAAUGUUGUGGAUUUAAAUACGCAAUGCCUUCAAGGUUGCAAGCUUAUACGGAAUGAUGGAGAUACUAAAGAAUCUGUUAUUAUGGAUCCUCAUGUCGGCACACCCCACCAGGUGCUGACUGUAGCAGGUACAAUAGAACUGGUUAAAGGAACCAUGACUUUAAUAGGAGGUGUAGUAGCCAGUCGCCAAGACAUUUCGAGCCUUUACUUGAGGGGAGCUGUUUUACAAUUCAUUCUACCGAGCAUGAAUCUGGCCAACUAA